AUUAUAUUCUCUGCACAACCUCUUCUCCAGUGCAUUCCCCUUCCGCUUCCUCUGGCGUUCAAACAUGUCUUUCCCCAUCGACCCUACCUACUUCCCUGAUUGCCCACAAGGCAUCAAGCGUCACGUGCUCGACUGGGCGCAGCACGUCUGUGCAGAUACCAUUCCCUACUACCGCCCGUACAUUGCCAAAAUUAAGCACUGCAAGCGGGAGGGCGGAGUCUGGCAUGAGUUCCUUAUCAUCGAGUUUAUCUACCCCAUUUCAGCCAGUGCCACCCGCAUCGUUCCCGUCAUCGUUGAGCGUACGAUCGAGACCGGCCAGAUCCCCCAUGAGAUGAUCCGGCCAGGGGUCGACCUUUCUGCUCAGACUGGCCAAAUGAAUGUCAGGUCCGAGCCCGCCUGGUUCCACAGCUCGUCCUACACCUCGGUCGACUCAUCCAUGACCUCUUCUACCUACGCCAACAUCGGAUCCUCCUCGAUACCCCCUAUGGGGGCGCACGCGCUCGACUACAUCCACGUCCCGCAAAAUGGCGCGUCUAUCAACAGCAUUGACGAAGGAGCAGGCAGCCCGUACCAGGUCUGCCGCGAGCUCACGUUCACCUCGCGCGUGACGGAUCAUAACCUUGCCGCCCUGCUGGUUGCGGUGCAUGAGCACUCGCCUAUUUACAACGUUGUCUCACGACAAUGUUACUGGUAUGCGGCCGUCAUCUACGACGUCUUCUGCGUCCGCCACGGUGGCAGAUCAGUUGAUCAUGCACUCCAUGGCCCUCUCCGUGCCGGGCGCUUCCUCACAAUUUUCACCAUCCAGCCCAAAGACCCACCGCUGGACUACAUUCUGCCAGGCAGCGGAAGCAAGGGCGAGGAAGGAGGCAGCGGAGAGGGCACAGGAUGUUGCGGCAGCAAACGCGGCAGUAAACGCUGCGGAGGCAACGGCGAGGGAGGAGGCAGCGGCGAGGGUACAGGCUAUUGCGGCAGCAAACGCGGCAGUAAACGCGGCGGAGGCAACGGCGAGGGAGGAGGCAGCGGCGAGGGUACAGGCCGACGCGAGGGCGAGGGAGGAGGCAGCGGCGAGGGUACAGGCCGAUGCGAGGGCGAGGGAGGAGGCAGCGGCGAGGGUAAAGGCUAUUGCGGCAGCAAACGCGGCAGUAAACGCGGCGGAGGCAACGGCGAGGAAGGAGGCAGCGGCGAGGGUACAGGCCGACGCGGCGAGGAGGAGGGUGGAGGAUGAGAAUGCCUUCCUCCGACAGCAACUGGCGGCGCAGGGCUAUGCUGGCCCAUCCAAUAGGGCAGUGUAG
Molecule: messenger RNA, 1292 nt
Organism: Heterobasidion irregulare TC 32-1
Lineage: Eukaryota; Fungi; Basidiomycota; Agaricomycetes; Russulales; Bondarzewiaceae
Exons: 3
Coding region: 65-1225 (386 amino acids)
Source: RefSeq, a predicted model, not a curated record